Fusarium poae is the source of this 1527-nucleotide messenger RNA. RefSeq lists its product as uncharacterized. The transcript has 3 exons. NCBI's taxonomy places the organism in Eukaryota, Fungi, Ascomycota, Sordariomycetes, Hypocreales, Nectriaceae. The record is from RefSeq and is a predicted model, not a curated record. The coding region runs from base 1 to 1527 and encodes 508 amino acids.
AUGGGGGCGGCUGACAUCAACGAUCCUUUUACACCGGGGUUCUCGGAAUUUGUCAACAAGGCCCUUGAUGACUGGAAGCUUGCAGGUAUCUCAAUCGCCGUCGUUGAUGGGGACGACGUCUUUUCAAAGGGAUAUGGGUUCGCGACUUUGCCAGAUGUCCCAUCUACACCAGAGACCCUUUGGUAUGGCGGAUCAACAACAAAAGCAUUUGUGACAGCAACCCUGGCUCAUUUGAUCGAGACUAAGAAAUACCCUGCUCUUUCUAGUGGGUGGCAGACUCGAGUCUCGUCGAUUAUUCGAGAUGACUUUGUCACGCAAGAUGAUUGGGCAACAAACAAUAUUACACUUGAGGACCUAGCAUGCCAUAGAUCGGGUCUGCGCAACAAUGAUGUGGGUAUUCGUUUGCAUGGAAACGGGCAUCCAUGGGAGAUUCAAGAUAUCGUCCGCAAUCUUCGGCAUGUGCCCCUUCAAUGGCAGCCUCGAACAGAGUUUGAUUAUAACAACGAAGGUUAUGCAACGCUGUCGUACGUAAUUGAGAAGGUGACUGGGAAGUGGCUUGGUGAUGUGCUCAAAGAAACUAUCUGGGACCCUCUUGGGAUGACAUCUACAUACCUUGACUUGCAGCAAGCUAAAGACGCACCAGAAGAUCUAUCAACAGGCUACUACUGGGACACUUCUGAAAAGAAAUAUGCGUCUAUCCCAUUCUUACCCACCAAGAUCGUCAGCGGAGCAGGAGCUAUCAUUUCCAACGUCACUGACUAUACUAAAUGGAUCAGAUGUCUACUCCGUAAAGAAAGGCCUUUGUCAGAAGCGGUGCACAAUGACAUACAGAAACCACGAGUCGUGGAUAAUCCAGAACCUGCUCGCGGUAUGGAUGUGUCCCUGUAUGGAUUAUCCUGGUGGCGCACAUCUAUUCACGGCCAUGUGGUCUAUUGGCAUUCUGGAUCUGUCGUGUCUCACGGCGCGCUAAUCUACUGGCUCCCAGAGCUAGACUACGGGGUUGUUCUCCUAUCAAACUAUCCUAACCCUGUGAGAGAAGUCAUUAUGAGGCGACUAGUUUAUGACAAACUUGGGGUCCCAGCAAAUGAACGCUUUGACAUUGAAAAAGAUUUGAGAAUGGCGCGCCGAAAAAGAGAAGAGGCAAUCGAGAACGCAGCCACGACCCUUUUCCCAAACAUGCCAGUCAAACCCGUUCCACCGCGUGUUGAUAUCGACAGCCUUGUGGGAAAAUAUCACGCUCCAGGCUUUGGAACCUAUGAGUUCUGCCGAGCCAAGAAUAACAAUUUGCGGAAGGAACUAUUUGCCGAACGUACAGAUUUGCUAUGGAAGAGUCGGUUUACGCUUCGUCAUGCAUCAGGGAAUUUCUGGGUGAUGUUGAUCUCGCUUCUUGACGAUCCAUCCAGAUUACCAGACACGUUCUUAAGUGCCGAGUUCAGGUUUGGUAUCGAUGAUUCACCUAUUGAACUCGUUAUCGUAUUCCCGAAUGGAGAGUAUAACCGCGAGGUUAUACUGAAGAGGGAAACAUAG